UUAGUUGACAACACCUUAAAAAGUUCUACUACUCUACAAAGAGCUACUGUACUGUAGAGCCAUUGCGAGUACGAAGAGUAGUCGUUAUUGAAGUGUGCAAUAGAGCAGAGCUGUUAGCUUAGCGUAGUGCGUCACCAUACGUGCGCCCUCGUGACAAAUGGUGACUGCACCCGACAGCCCCAAGUGUCCUGCCAAACCUAUUUGCCUAUUCGCGUAGACUGACGUGAUUUACAUACAUAUAUACAUAUGUAUAUAAAAUAUUAUAUUACAUUCCAUUUAACUUUUGUAUAUCAAAUAAGCAUACAUUAAUCAAUACGGUUGAUUAAAAUUUAAUUGACAUAUGGUGUUCCAUUAAACAAGCGACUCGUCGUCAUCGUCAUCGUCGCCGUCGUUGUGGUAUGUCCAUAUAUUUGUUUAUUGAGUGAGCGAGCGCGUAUGUUUUGUACUCCAAGUGACCUGACUGAUGAAGUUUUGGCAAUGAUUUCGGUAUAAACUUUUGACCGUGAAUGGUUCGUGAGUUGUGGGAUUGAAAUCUGAAGAUCUGGAUUUCUAUUUUUUCAGUGCCAGCCAAAUGUUCAAAGCGAAUUGGUCACCACUACGCUUCGUGUUAAUUGAGUAUGCCAUUAAAAAGUGAUCAAGAGAUUAUGGAAAAUUCAAUGCUUGAGGAGGAUCCGAAUGGAAAUUCGGCACUCGAACAGGUAUUCAACACAGAAAAGAAUUCUCCUCGGUGGGGACCACAACAUAAGGGUGCACAAGAGCUUGCUAAGCUGUAUGGCCCAGGGAAACGUCUACAAGAGAUAGUCUGCGUUUACACCUGCAUCGCACUCAUGUUAGUUGACCUGAUACUGAUCCUAAAACAUAUACAUUUUGAAAGACUGAGUGUGGCUUGUGUAUCGGCGUUGUGUGGUAUUAUAACGGCCGACUUCGGUUCCGGAUUAGUCCACUGGGCAGCUGAUACUUGGGGUAGCGUUGAAUUACCGGUCAUUGGGAAGAAUUUUUUACGGCCUUUCCGUGAACAUCAUCUGGAUCCAACGUCUAUAACGCGGCAUGACUUCAUUGAAACCAAUGGUGACAACUUUAUGGUUAGCAUACCCAUAUUGGGCUUCUUAGCAUACAGCUUUAACACGAAAUCACCUCAAGAUAUCCAGCAAGAUUUUGGCUGGAUAUCAUAUUUGUUUUUGUGUUCAAUAUUUGUGGCUAUGACAAAUCAGAUUCACAAAUGGUCGCAUACUUAUUGGGGUCUACCGAGAUGGGUUCUCUUCUUGCAAAACUAUCACAUAGUAUUACCACGAAAACAUCACCGCAUACAUCACGUAGCACCGCAUGAGACAUAUUUUUGCAUUACUACGGGCUGGCUGAAUUGGCCAUUAGAAAAGAUUAAAUUCUGGCCCACGUUAGAGGCUAUAAUUGAAUACUGUACAGGCUGCAAGGCACGCGACGAUGACCUCAAGUGGGCAAAAAAGAUGACAUAACUGUAUUGGGACAAAGCUGAGAAAUGGGCUUCAAUCCUCGAGAUCCUCACAAACUAGUCGAGAACCAUACAUACAAAUGAACGUAUGCACCGGAAUGUGUGUACACGUGUGGAUGUUUCUGCAAAUCACACAUAAAAAUUUGUUAAACUCUUAUGAUAAUUUUUCUUGCGCUGAAUGUACAAAUGCUGAAUAUACAAAUCGCAUCAGUUUAUCCAUACUAAUUAGUAUUUUUUAUGAUAUUCUCAAAUUUCAUACAAACACAUACAUAUAUAUUACAUAUAUGAGCUUACGUUCAUAAAAUUAAUACACAAACACACCCACACACAUAGUAUGUUGAAUGAAAGUGCAACAACAACUUAACAUCAAAUAUCACAAGCAAUUACAUAAUUUAAGUGAAGACUCUAGGAGAGUUAGGAAGCUUUUUUACAAAUAUACACUACAUAGCGCAUAAUUAGAAGAAAAUAUCAUUUUUAAAUAAUUUAACUUUAAGCUUUUAUAGAUAAUACAAUUAUUAAACUGCUUGAAUAACAACUAUCGGUCAAUUGUUUAGAAACAAACAAAGAAACAAACGGUAAAUUAAGUUGUACUUCAAAAUAGAACAAAUUAGACACAUGACAGUGCAUAUGUGUGUAUUGUACUUUAAAGUUAACUUUAAACUUUAUAAUUUAUAAUUUCUACGCCAAUCUAUUUUUAUUACUAUUACUACCAUGCAUAACUUAUAUGCAGUUUUAACAAUAACCAUAAUUUUGAAAACAAAAAUUUUAAUUGAAACAAUUAAUAAUCUUAUUCAAUCUGUUGUUAUGAAAUUAUGUUGUUUAAUGCCCCGACUACGGUUUGCAGCUCAAUUUUUCUGUAUUUUUGUUGAAGUUUUGAAAUUCGGUAUUAUGGAAAUCAACCCAAAUCUGCCAAAAAUCAAUUUUAUCGAUCUUCAAUUUUUGUUGUGGUAUAACAGUUUACAAUAAGAUUCAAAUUUUCGAACAUAUUAUAAACAUUCAUUUGAAAUUCAUGGAAUGAAAGCGCAGCACAUCAGUUAUGACUCCAACAUUUUCCUCAUUGCAAUACUACUAUUGUGAUCAAAUUGAAAGGUGAAUUUUGUCCAUUUCAUCUCCUUCAAAGUAAUCCCCUCCCACUCCAAUACACUUAUGCCAACGAAUUUUCCAGUCAUCAUAGCAUUUGGCAAAAUCCUCUGUCGGGAUGACCAUCUUCGAUUCAUCUUUUAUAUCCUCAAAACGGUGUCCUCGGAGUGGUCAUGUGAAUUUGCUGAAUAGCCAGAAGUUAUACGAAGGUAAAUCUGGCGAAUGCGGUGAUUUCGGCACGAUAUUAGUUGAAAAUGUGGCGAAAUGAUCACGAAUAACCAAUGCGGUAUGAGAAGGUGCGUUAUCGCACUUCUUUGCUCAAUAAAUUCAGACAUAAUAAAACUUGAAGAAUUCACUUUUAGAGACUCACAAAACGACGCGUAUCUCAAAUACUAAUAAAUAUUUUGCCGCGAAAUUUAGUAUAGAUGUCACUAACAGUACUACCAACUUACAGAAAAAAAAUUUACCGAUUCGAAAGACACGUAAAGUAUAAAUUAAAAAUUCACCUUUCAAUUUGAUCGCAAACUACUGUGCAUUUUAAUGUUUAUUCAUCCUUUCGGGAGCAUUAACAUAAUUUAAUUAUUUAGAUUUUUCGUUUAAAAAUCUCAGCAGUUUAAUUAUCUAUCAAGUCUUAAUUUUUUUAAGUUGGCAACAUGAAUUAGUUGUUGUUCGUAAUGCCAAAAAAAAAAAGUUGGUUGUUCUGAUGCUUUAAAAACAUAGACGAUAUAUUAUUUGUUAAUAACGUAUCUUCUAGUAAAACUAAGAAAAUUUAAAAAAAAGGGUAAAAUUCUACAAUUUUUUAAAAAUUGAAAAAAGUGGGUUUUGACCAAAAAAAAUUUUAAUUUAUGUUGUUUAAAAAUAUGUUCAAACUUGACUUUCCUUAGUUUUUUUUAGUUUAAAUAGAAGAUAAUUUAAUGCCAAAGAUAAUAAAUUUUGCCCCAAUUCCCUACGACGUUUAGUUUUUUUCUAUCCUGCCUGCCAAUUAAGAAAAAUCGUUAAAAUGAAAAACCGAGACAUCGCGCGUCAAAUUUUUCGCUUUCUGCCCAAGCGCUCAUACUUGUACAUAUAUCUGCUAGACGCCCGGUCACUAUUUCCCUUCUAGCUUCGACAAUACUUCGAAUCCCCAUCUAUAACUUUGAGGACAUAUUCUUAGAUAAUUUUUGAAGAUAUUUAAGCAAAAAAAAGCGAUUUUUUGAAGCUUCUAAAGCAGGCUCCUCCCUAUCAAUUCAACUUUUUCAAAUGAUAUACCAAAUCUAUUUUAUGCUUCUGUUGGUAAAAUAGUGUUAGACUUGUUAGUGUUUUUAAUAUAAUAACUUAACAUUUCACAUAUAUGUAAGUGGCUGCCCAUUGUCGUCGGCAAAAUUAGAAAUAUAUUUAAUUUGCCGACAGCGGCAACUGCUAGCCUAUUGCAGAAAAAUCGUGCUGUUGUCUAAAUAACUGUGUCUUAAUAACGUGCUGCAUUCAAUGUAUUUAUUGCAUAAAGUUGAAUUGCUUUAACUUUAAUAGAACUGAGUCCAAUUGCAAACCGUAAUAGGAUUAGAAGUCAAAUGCGUAUGCUGCAAUGACAUUAAGUUGGUUUCAUAACACUUCCACUGCAUUAAAAUGAAAUAUACUUUUGUAUUAUACGAUUUGAAAAAAACUUGUUCUAUUAAUAAUUUUUACUUUGUAUUACAAAUAAAUUUGAAUCAUUAUUGAAAAUUAGCAGUAGUUAAGCAAUCUUAAGUGGAUAGAAAAUUUAAAUACAUUGCUAUUAAUACUUAUUUACGCAUAUUAAUAAUCUAAUGUUAUAAUUUUAUUCACUUGCCCUAGCUAUAGGAUCGAUUUUGGAUAUAUUUGUGCCCGCAGUUUAUAACACAAAAUAACAUAUGUUAUGAACAGAUAAAUAAUUUCAAUUUUGUUUAAGAAUACAUUGAAGUAGAGAUAGAGAAAAAUUUCGGAAAUAUGCUGUAUUUCAACAAAACUCCUUUAAUGAGCUUUCCUUUUAUAAUAUUCCAGCCAAAAAUCUUUUUUAAGGACAAUUAAGCUAUCAUGUGACGAUCCCAUCAAUCUUGUUUCCUUUCUGCCUUCACUUUUAGGUCUUGGUGGGACUACUCUCCGUUUUCUUCAAUAUAAUUUCCUAACUUAACCGGAAAUUUGUCCAGAUACUUGCGGAGAUACUCAUAUUUACUCGUAGAGUUUAUGAUUUAUAAUCGUAUUUUACACAAUUUCUUCAUAAUUUGAUAUUCUAUAGUCACCCAGGAAAUUUUCGACUAUUAAUAUAAAACUUUUCUAUGAUUCAUUUUCCAAGACAGUAAAAAAUUUGAAAAAAAUCGGUUACUUUCAUUAUUAUUAAAUACUCUACCUUUCAAUAUAUUAAGUUUCGGAAAUUGUCUAGAAAUAUUAAAACAAUAUCCUUCCACGUCCAAAUCUUUGACGUAUUGUACCAUCAUUCGAGAAAAUAGUUUUGGUAGACUGUACCGAUAUCUGUGUAUUUGGAGACAUUAUUAUUUCUGAAUAGUCCAUGCGAAUUACUUUUGAAACGAGAGUUAGUAUUUUAUUGACUAAACAGGAAAUUUUGAAGACCGCAAUUCUAGAUAUCUUUACGUUUGAUUCUUUUAUUUUAAAACAUUCCGCUUAUAUUUUUUUCGGUAAGGUGAUGUUUGUAUGCGCGAAAGAGGUGCGCAGAAUUUUAAUUUUGACUGGAAAAAUAAAUUUAAUAAGAUAAGCAAUAAUCGUAAAAAUAGGAGCAGUUUUAAUACUUUUAACAAUAAAUGCGUAAUUUGGGCAUGAAAAUUUGCUAAAAAAGAAAAUGUGCAUAGCUGUGUUAUUAUAAUUGUGGUAAUAAUGCGUAUUCAACAUAAUAAUUACUAUUACAUAUUGUUAUUAUCUUUCAAAUUUUUCUGGCAAUGCAUUUUUAACUUGCUGAAAGCUAUUAUUUUUUCCAGAAAUCAAUAAAAUUUUGUUAUUUUUUUUUCUAGGAAUAUUUAAAGUUUGGUUAUGCAUAUUCACCUUAUGUACUGAUGUAAUGCAAUCUUUUCUAGCAAUUCGAAAAACUUAAUGACAAUUCAUGUAUGAUGUUCUAAUUUAUAUAUUUCACAAAAAUUUUAUUGACUUUCUAUAAUAGUAUAACUUAAGGUAUUGUGAAAUUUUAAAGUAUUUACAAAUUUAAAAGUAAUGACUCUUGGAGUUAUUCCAGCUAGUUCCAAUCGUAACGCCUUGCGAUUACCAGUGAUGGUCAUCUGAAACCAAUUUUUAAAUUAACAAAAUGGCGUCACUAAGAUCAUUCUUCUAGAUUUUCGGGGAAAAACCAACAGCCAAAGAUUAUAAAAAAUCGAACAAGAUUAAAAAAAUCCUUCGUACAAGAAAUACUUUUUCAUGCUUUCAAAAAGUUGCAUGAAUUUCAUGUCAAGCGGUUUUCGAGCUACAGUCUGGUAACCACGUCAAAAAACGUAGUUUUGAGAAAACUCAUUUGAAGUUUUACACGUCCACGACUUUAAGUAAAAAAUACGUUACAGAUCACCCAUGAAUAUUUUGCUAAUUAUUGAAUAACUUGAAAAGUUAGUUCCGAUUACCCCUAACCCUUAAUUCGAAGAUUAAUUAAUGUGAUUUUAUUUACUUAUAAUCGAUAUAAUGCGGCACUUCUAAAUUAAAAAUAAAUUCUAUACAGAAUAAAAAUGACAUAUUACGUUAGUUUUUGAAUCUUUCCAGUUUGGCGUCAAAGGUCAUUUAAAUUGUGAAUUUAAAAUUUUCAGUUAUGCCUAUAUUAAUUUAUAGAAAAAUUGUAGCAUAUGCUUUUCUUAAGAAAUCUUAAUAAAUUAAAUUAAAAACUUAGGAAUACAAAAUUUUCUAUAAGCGCAUAUUAUGUGCACCUUUUUACGCUUAUGCCAUUUUAUUUCGAAACUUAUACCAAAAACCAAAGCUUUAAUAUAAAUAAUUAUAAUUCGUAAAAAAAACGUAAGUGACUUACAUUUUGCCUUAAAAAGAAAAUAUGAAAAGAAACAUUACAAAUCAUCAUUGAUAAUAUUGUAUAAGAUAAGGCCAACAUAUGCUUUAAUUAUAAUUCAAAUCGUAAGAUUGUAAUUAAGUCUGUUAAGUGGCUACAAACAAGCAAAUACGAAAACAAUCUAAACUUCGUCGUUUUAUAGAGUGCACCCUUUUACACAAACAAAUAAGUAUGUAUGUACGAAUACCUAUAUAAGUUGAUUAUUAUACGAUUACUUAUAUACAUUUGUAAACAACUUUAUUCUGAAGCAAUUUUGUAUUUGUUUGCAAGUAAUAAAGCAAUAUUCAUUGUGAUUAUGGCUAGUCA
Messenger RNA from Bactrocera neohumeralis, 6836 nucleotides. Its product is annotated as plasmanylethanolamine desaturase-like. Gene Ontology annotation, cellular component: axon; dendrite; membrane. The record is from RefSeq and is a predicted model, not a curated record. Lineage: Eukaryota; Metazoa; Arthropoda; Insecta; Diptera; Tephritidae. Bases 618 to 1472 code for a protein of 284 amino acids. Gene Ontology annotation, biological process: sensory perception of taste. Gene Ontology annotation, molecular function: oxidoreductase activity. The transcript is spliced from 7 exons.